This is a messenger RNA of Racocetra fulgida, 564 nucleotides long. The record is from the annotation of a GenBank genome assembly. NCBI's taxonomy places the organism in Eukaryota, Fungi, Glomeromycota, Glomeromycetes, Diversisporales, Gigasporaceae.
AUGUUUGGGCUCGUAGAAGAUCCAAACGACAUUAUUAAGGCAUCAAUUAAGUUGAUUUGGAAAGCAGCACAUGGAAAAAUUCUUACUAUUACUUUUAAUGACCCGUUAUUUUCGGCGACCAUUACCUUUGAUAAUGACACUAAUACUACUGUCAACUUGGAUGCACCAGGAGUGGUCCUCUUAAACGAAGAAAAUUUUAGAAAAAUAAGAACUGAAUUGGCUGGAAAAGGUCCUAUUAUAAUUGAUGAGGAAAUUCAAGAUCGUGAUGAAGUUGGUGAACUAAUGUAUAACAAUCAAGUCAGUAUAGAUAGAAUUGAGUCUGACAGUAAUACUGCUGUAAGAACAGUCCAACAGACAGAUGGGCAGAUAAAUAGAUUUUUUAGAACUUCGAAAGGAACUAAGAAAAAUCAAGAGAAAGAAAAUGUUAAUUUUGACCAUGAAAAUGAUGAGGAGACGGAUGAACCUGUCAGCGAUAUCUCCAAUAUGCUUGAACAAGCAACCCUAUCAAAACACAUCAGUGACAUUGAAUCUAUUCAUGAUAAUCAUAUAAAAUUUUUCAACUAG